This is a messenger RNA of Coffea eugenioides, 2945 nucleotides long. RefSeq names its product S-type anion channel SLAH3-like. The record is from RefSeq and is a predicted model, not a curated record. Gene Ontology annotation, biological process: transmembrane transport; intracellular monoatomic ion homeostasis. NCBI's taxonomy places the organism in Eukaryota, Viridiplantae, Streptophyta, Magnoliopsida, Gentianales, Rubiaceae. Bases 813 to 2681 code for a protein of 622 amino acids. The transcript has 6 exons. Gene Ontology annotation, cellular component: membrane. Gene Ontology annotation, molecular function: voltage-gated monoatomic anion channel activity.
UUAAUACAGUCAUCCUGGGAAGUGCAACUCCCCUGAAAUCAUCCAAAACAUAGGGGAAUACAAAAUCAGGGCAUGAAUCAAAAGACUGGGAUUGGUUGCUGCAGUUUCCUCCUUGCUUGGCCAAUGCAUCUGCAAAUCUAUUUGCUUCUCUAAGUUAUGGUAGAAAUAGACCUGGGAAAUACGAGGCAGUUGAUUUAAGCAUGAUGGCUUCUGGUUAGUCCUUCCCAGUGAAAUUGACUCAGAAACCACUAGGAAAAGUUUAGGACGGGUAGACCCAGAUUUACAUGUAGACCGAGAGGUGGAAAAUAUGCCACAGCACUGAAGUUAAUUUUUUAGUUCAAAAUGAUCCCUCAACAGCAGAUCAGUCUUAUCCUUACAUUUAUUGGCUCCACUCCGCCAUCCUCAAGACCUCAGUAAAUCGGUUUCCACCACCACCAUUAUCACACUUCCUUGUCACUCCUUCUCCCCCACUCCCCAUAUCGACGGUCGUUCCUUUUCCUCUCUCUUUUUCCAAAAUCGGCACCUACUGCUGCAUUUCAGUGAACAGAUCCAGGCAGAUGGUGCGGUAAUGUCCACAAGUGGAAAGAAGCUUCUAAUUAGCACAUGCACAACAUCGUCAUCUUGAUUGUUUGUUGUUUCCUCAUCACAUGGAUGGAUCCGAGCAGCAGGCCAACAGUUUGUUUAUUUUGAGCUUUAGCAUCAAGACUUCUCGGCACUAAUCCCGUCCCACUCCCAAGUUUACAGCCCACCAUGAGAUGAAAGAAUUUCAUGAUUAUGUGAAUGAUGAAUUUAACUAGUGCUGCUUCUUUGACAUGGAUAAGAGCGAAGGAAUUAACCUCACGGAGAGAGAUUCUUCAGAAAGACUUCCUUCACUGAUUGAACAUAUUGCUGCAAAUAAAGUGGCUGGAUUUGAUAACAUUAAGGAGAAGAGUGAGCUGAAUUAUCAACCAGCUGCCAUGUGUUCUCAUUGUUUAAGCCCCUUAAGCAUGGGAACUGUGGCAGCAGCUGCAGAUGGUCAGAGUGAUCUUUCUCAGACUCAAAGACUGCAUUCUGUUUCUAUUAGCAUGCCAUCUACUCCUGCGGGAAAUCAUUCCUCAAAUGCGAAAAAAGUACUCUUCAAUGAUAGUAAUGAAAUAAUUUUCAGCAAUGACGUUUCAAAUUCUGCUGCUACAACCAAUUAUGGUGGUGCUGCAGAACUAAAAACCACAAAGUUUCAUUCUCAGCCAAUGCCAACAGGUUCAACAUCUGAUGAGGUUGUCGCAAAUGGCAAAUUUCCAAGCCAUCCAGAAGGUCCCCUUAGGAAUCCUGCAAUUAACGGACUAAAGGAUAAAAGAUUUGACACUUUCAAAACUUGGUCUGGGAAGCUUGAGAGGCAAAUAUCCAAUUUACGUGGAAAGAACAGGGAAGAUACACAUGAUUCCAAUCCGCAAGAGAAUAUAGAAGUGGAGAGUUUACCUGUGGACCGGUACUUUGAUGCCUUGCAGGGGCCUGAACUUGAUACACUACGGCCUUCUGAGGAGAUAAUUCUUCCUGAAGAUGAGCAGUGGCCCUUUCUUCUUCGCUACUCAAUCUCUUCAUUUGGUAUCUGUCUUGGUGUUAGCAGCCAAGCCAUUAUGUGGAAAGCCCUUGCAACGUCUGCUUCCACAAAAUUUCUGCAUAUAAGCCCCGAUGUAAACCUAGCUUUGUGGUGCAUAUCGGUUGCUCUUGUAGUAAUCGUCUCUUCCAUUUACUUUCUGAAAGUGAUUUUCUACUUUGAAGCAGUUCGGAGAGAAUACUAUCACCCGAUCCGUAUCAAUUUCUUCUUUGCUCCAUGGAUAGCACUUCUUUUUUUAGCUCUAGGAGUUCCACCAUCAAUUUCUGAAAAGCUCCAUGCAACUCUAUGGUACAUUCUUAUGUUUCCAAUCUUUUGUCUUGAGCUAAAAAUUUAUGGACAAUGGAUGUCAGGAGGAAAGAGGAGGCUUUCAAAGGUGGCCAAUCCUUCAAAUCAUCUCUCAGUUGUUGGAAAUUUUGUUGGGGCAUUGCUUGGCGCAUCCAUGGGGCUAAAGGAAGGGCCUAUUUUCUUCUUUGCUAUUGGAUUGGCUCAUUACAUGGUCUUAUUUGUCACUCUCUACCAAAGACUUCCAACAAAUGAGACACUUCCAAAGGAGCUUCACCCAGUAUUCUUUUUGUUUGUCGCAGCACCUAGUGUUGCUUCUAUGGCGUGGGCAAACAUUCAGGGAUCCUUUGAUUAUGGAUCACGGAUUGCUUACUUCAUUGCUAUGUUCCUCUAUUUAUCGCUGGCUGUUCGCAUUAACUUUUUCCGAGGCUUCAGGUUUUCUUUGGCAUGGUGGGCGUACACUUUUCCAAUGACUGGAGCUGCCAUUGCCACAAUCAGGUAUUCAAAUGCGGUAACCAAUGUAGUGACAAAAUGUUUAACUGUGAUACUAUGUGUAACUGCAACACUCACAGUAACUGCACUACUCGUAACAACAAUCAUCCAUGCUUUCGUGCUUCGAAACCUCUUUCCCAAUGACAUUGCCAUUGCAAUUAGUCAAGGAAAGCCUAAAACAACUCGACGAUGGUUUCAUAGAAGAUCUGGCAGCUCUGAUACUACUACUAAACAUAUUGAACACUACCUCAAGUUUGCAGAUUCGGAAGAAAAAGAUAUUGAAGCUUCUAAUGAGUCGGCAGGAAAAGUUUGAACUUCUGGCAUAAAAAGAAGUUUACAAUAUUCAGUACUUCAUCAGUUUUACAGGUCCUGAAGUACUUACAAACAGUCUAUCAAGGGAGGAGCAGUAAAUCUUGAAGUCCCGAUGAACUUGAUGUACAAAUUUAUCAAUAUGGUUUAUGUAGCAAGGAGAGAUCAAGGAAAAUUUUCCACUUUCUUUGAGCUGUAAAUUGUUGUAUUAGAAACUCUGAAAGUCUGAACAGUUGGAUAUCUUUCUGAAUAAACUAAAUUUUUAGCA